Messenger RNA from Cryptomeria japonica (Japanese cedar), 1974 nucleotides. Its product is annotated as L-type lectin-domain containing receptor kinase IX.2-like. The record is from RefSeq and is a predicted model, not a curated record. The coding region runs from base 1 to 1974 and encodes 657 amino acids. Lineage: Eukaryota; Viridiplantae; Streptophyta; Pinopsida; Cupressales; Cupressaceae. Gene Ontology annotation, molecular function: protein kinase activity; ATP binding; carbohydrate binding. Gene Ontology annotation, biological process: protein phosphorylation. Gene Ontology annotation, cellular component: plasma membrane. The transcript has a single exon.
AUGGGGCAAACAGAAAGAGGUCUAAGCUUUUAUUUCUCUGAAUUCACGGAUCCGGAAGCAGAUGGAAUUGUUUUUGCGGGUGACGCUGCAUUCUCCGAUAAUGCUCUCCACCUUACAAGUAAUAGCAGCUCAGAGUAUAACAGUUCAGAUCGAUCAUCAGGCAGAAUUCUUUUUAAUAAAACGAUUCAACUUUCAUCUAUAGCCAAUUUCAGCACUCACUUUGUGUUUUCUAUGUAUUCUGAUGGAAAUGAUUUCAGUGGCGACGGAAUAGCCUUCUUUCUCGAAUCUCAAGGGACCGCUUACAUUGUUCCACAAUUCAAAUAUGGAGGAUGGUUUGGUCUUGUUGGAGAUACACUCAAUGUGUUACCUGAUUUGUUUGCUGUAGCAUUUGACAGUAGACAUAAGAUUGUGGGAACAAUUGCCCAUAAUUUUUCAAAUCUUAAUUAUUUGCAGAAGGCUAAUGUUUCUGGUCUAAAUGAUGGGACAGUAUGGAAUGCAUGGAUUGACUACAACGGCCAAGCACAAAUGCUCAAAGUAUAUCUUGCUAGGGGUUCUAAUGGUUUGAAGUCCCAGCACAGUUGUAUUCUAUCACAGCGCGUAAAUUUGUCUGAUAAUCUCAGUGGAAAUAUUUUGAUAGGCUUUUCGUCUGCAGCUGUAGAGUCCGAUGAAACCCACAAUAUCUUCUCAUGGAGUUUCAACAGCAGCUUGUAUUUUAAAAACACCUCAGUGGGUUCCAACAGCAGUGGGAAUGUUUCAGAGAUCAGCUCAAGGGGAAAAGGUCGGACACAAGUAAGUACUUCUACAAAAAUAUUUCUGGGUGUUGGAUCUGGUAUUGUGGCUUGUAUUGCAGUUGCGCUGUGGGGCUAUUUUUCCUAUCUCAGAAGAAAGAGAGCUGCGUUCAUCAGUGGACAAAAGUUAGCAGACAUGGAUUUUGACAAGCUUUUACACCAUAUUCCGCGCCGGUUUAAGCUGGAUGAUCUAAUGGCCGGAACAAACAAUUUUAGAGAAGAUCAAAAGCUUGGGCAGGGAGGAUUCGGAGAAGUAUACAAAUGCAUUCUUGUUGAAACGAAUGAGAUUGUGGCAGUAAAGCGCAUCUCAGAAGGUUCAAGGCAAGGGAUUAAAGAAUUCAUUUCAGAAGUGAGUAUAGUUAGUCGUUUAAGACAUCGGAAUCUUGUUCAACUCUUGGGAUGGUGCCAUGAGCAAGACCAGUUGCUGUUGGUCUACGAAUAUAUGUCUAAUGGAAGCCUCGACAGACACAUUUUUAGAGGAGGAGAAGAAAUAGGAGCAGCAGAAGAAGAAGAGCCUCAAGUGUUACAGUGGAGUAUCAGGUAUAAAAUAGCCAGUGAAAUAGCAAGGGCACUGCUGUAUCUUCAUGAAGAAUGGGAUGAAUGUGUUGUGCACAGAGAUGUAAAAUCCAGUAAUAUUUUGCUGGACAGCAAUUUCAGCUCAAAGAUUGGUGAUUUUGGCUUAGCACGCAUGGUGAAACAUGAACGUCUAGUUCAGACCACCCGAGCUGCAGGGACAUUGGGAUAUCUGGCCCCUGAAUGUGUGGCAUCAGGAAAAACUAGUCCUGAAUCUGAUGUUUACAGCUUUGGAGCAGUGGCUCUAGAAAUAGCCUCUGGCAAGCAAGUAAUAGAUGUGAGCUUGAUAGAGUUCGACAUGCGGCUUGUAGCAUGGGCAUGGGAUUUGUAUGGUCAAGGUAGACUAUUGGAGGGUGGAGAUGUGAGAUUAAAUGGAAACUUUGAAAAGGAAGAAAUGGAACGGUUAAUGGUAGUGGGGUUGUGGUGUUCUCAUCCUGAUCCUGCUAGUCGACCCAAAAUAAGGCAAGUGGUAAGGUUAUUGAAUUUUGAAAUUGCAGCGCCUAUUCUUCCUCCUGCAAUGCCUGUCCCAUCAUAUCCUCAAAUUUCAAUUACCACCGGGCCUUCCCUUCCAGUGGGAUCACAAUGUCUUCAAAAUACUUUGAGUCCAAGGUAA